AGGCUCAAGCUCCGAUUCUUUUUAAGCUCGGCGCGGCCUCUCGAUAUUCACACCGCCGUGCAUCCAAGAUCCCUGGCCUUUAAAUCGACAUCCCCCUUCUUUCCAGAUCUAUGGAAAGAUAUGACCCGAUAGUGAAUACUUCCUUGUCUUCGCUCAAGAUUAUACAAUCGUCGAUCAGCGCCGCGACCCGAACAUCUCCAGCUCGCUGCCUCGAGAAACCGCUGGACUGUCUUCGUUGUUCUGCCCACCUACUUCUCCUGUCUUCGGCCUCUAUAGCCUUAUUACUCACCAUCGUCGCACUGCCGUACGCCACAGCACCAGAUCCGACAUCAGUCCCAAAUGUCAACACAAUUCCCAACGCCCGAGUCGACGAGAUAACGUACUGCAAUCCGCCUCGAGGUAAGCAUUCCUGAUUGAUUUCAGAGGUCCCUUGACCGCCCUGGACCUCACCGCCGCACGCAGUCAGUGCGCCGUUCUGCGAUGCUCCACAGUAGAACCAGCGGGUUCGAUAUCCUCACUCGUCAAGCGGUCCCUUGGGUAUGGGCUUCGAUCUAAGACACCUUGUAGACGACGCACUA
Messenger RNA from Schizophyllum commune H4-8, 578 nucleotides. RefSeq lists its product as uncharacterized. The record is from RefSeq and is a predicted model, not a curated record. NCBI's taxonomy places the organism in Eukaryota, Fungi, Basidiomycota, Agaricomycetes, Agaricales, Schizophyllaceae. Bases 111 to 413 code for a protein of 100 amino acids. The transcript has a single exon.